This is a messenger RNA of Zymoseptoria tritici IPO323, 1536 nucleotides long. RefSeq lists its product as uncharacterized. The coding region runs from base 1 to 1536 and encodes 511 amino acids. The record is from RefSeq and is a predicted model, not a curated record. NCBI's taxonomy places the organism in Eukaryota, Fungi, Ascomycota, Dothideomycetes, Mycosphaerellales, Mycosphaerellaceae. Gene Ontology annotation, cellular component: membrane. The transcript has 3 exons. Gene Ontology annotation, molecular function: carbohydrate:proton symporter activity. Gene Ontology annotation, biological process: transmembrane transport; carbohydrate transport.
AUGCAGAAGUAUUGGGGACUUCGUGGCUCGCGUGUGACGAAUGCCGCCCUUGGUCUGAUCGUUGGCCCCGCGUACAUCUGCUAUGGAUACAACCAAGGAGUCGCUGGCAAUGUCUUGACGCUCCCUUCGUUCGUGGAGCAGUUCCCUGCUCUGGACAUCAUCAACACGACGGGAGCACAACAAUCGCAUAAUAGUACUGUUCAAGGCACCGUGAUUGCAUUGUUCGUCCUCGGCUCCGCGUUGGGUGCGCUGGUGUGCAUGAAAGUCGGCGACAUGCUCGGUCGACGAAUGACCAUCUUCUAUGCAACUAUCAUUGCCAUUGUCGGAGCAAUCUUGAUGGCCUCGUCAACCACUCUGGCGCAAUUCAUCGUCGCAAGACUUGUUCUUGGAUUCGGUAGUGGCGGACAUACGGCAACCAUACCUGUCUGGCAAUCCGAAAUCGCUGGAGCAGAGCACCGUGGUGCAUUCGUCAACGCCGAGGGAAUUUUUCUCGGCGUCGGAAUCGUACUCGCACUCCUGCUCGACUUCGCUUUCUUCUUCAUCACCGGAAGCACAGUCAGCUGGCGCUUCCCAUUUGCGUUCCAGCUCAUCUUCCUCAUCGCAGUCCUGGGCUUCGUCAGGACCUUGCCAGAAUCUCCAAGAUGGCUCGUGAAGAAAGGCCGAAUCGAAGAGGCAAGAGAAGUUUUGGCCGUACUGAGUGACUUGCCCAUCGAAGACGAGUCGAUUGAGGCCGACAUUGCGAUCAUGAAGCAGUCUUUGGCGGCGAACGACCGAAAAGCCGGCUCUUUGCGGAACCUGUUUCGCAUGGGCGAGCAACGCAUCUUCAAUCGAGCGCUGAGUGCAGUCUUGGGACAACUGUUCCAGCAGAUGUGCGGCUGUAGUCUCACGGUUGCGUAUGCGACCGUCAUCUACGAAGAACGUCUAGGCUUCGGCGCCGUGAAAGCCAGAGGUCUCGCCAUCGCGAUGCAGAGCCUUCUCAUCGUGGGCGGUACCGGGACAGUCGUUGCUGUCGAUCGCUUCGGUCGGCGGCCGCUCAUGCUCCUCAGUGCCACGGUCAUGACGAUCUGUAUGGCAGUCCUGGCCGGAGCCACCUCUCUGCCGGAGAACACCAGCGCGCUGUAUGCCGCCACGUUCUUCCUCUUCCUCUACACUCCAUUCUUCGCCCUAGGAUUCCUGAGUCUCACCAAUCUCUACGCUACCGAGGUGGCUCCGCUGGAGUUCCGUGCUGCCAUCGCCGGCAUCUCGACUGCCACAUCCUGGAUGGCAAAUUUUGUUGUCAUUCUCGUCACGCCGAUCGGUUUCGAAAAUAUUGGCUAUCGCUACUGGAUUGUGUAUGCGGCCAUCAACGCUUGCAUCGUUCCCACGGUGUACUUCACAUUUCCAGAAAGUACUUCUCUCACGUUGGAAGAGAUGGAUGAGGUGUUUAGUCGAUCGAAAGGGAUGCUCGACCCACCUAAAGUCGCAGCGGCGUUGAGAAGGGCGAAGAGAACUGGCAGUGUGAGCGACUCGAUUGAGAAGAUGGUGGGCAAGAAUUAG